CCUGUGCAACAGACAGGUGUGAAUUGGCAUCCCCUCAGACUCCGAAUAUUCACAUUUUACAGGUGAGGUGUUUUAUGCACUUUACAAUCAGGUCAGUGCAUUUUGGGGAUGAAGUUCCUCGUAUAACAGUUUCUCUUGUUUAUCAAAGGAAAAUCAGCACUGUAUAUUAUACAGGAAUUAUCUUGUUGUUUCAUUUGAUACGGCUCUGAAGAACCAGUUGACAUGUGUGGAAGGAACGUGGACCUGUCAAACGAAGGGAGCGGGUGUGUCAACCAGUUUGGUGGGGUGUUUCUGAACGGGAGGCCGCUUCCAGCAUAUAAAAGGAGGAAGAUGAUCGAGCUGGCAUCGGAAGGUGUUCGCCCAUGCGAGAUCUCCAGAAUUCUGCAGGUGUCAAAUGGCUGCGUCAGCAAGAUUUUGAGCAGGUACCACAAAACCGGCCUCCUGGACCCAAAGGCGACCGGAGGGAGUAGACCUCGACUCCUCACCCCCGAAGUCAUCUCGAAAAUAAUCGAAUGCAAGACGAAAAACCCAACAAUAUUCGCCUGGGAAAUCAGAAAAAAGCUCGCGGCCGAAAGAAUCUGUAAAUCGGCCAAAGUUCCCAGUGUGUCCUCUGUAAACCGAAUCCUAAGGAAAAUUCAACUCGACUCUGCGAUGUUGAGUGUGGAGAUUUCUGCGCACCACCCCAGACACCCAGGUCUUCUAGUGGAGACCCCAACGCAGUCAGUAGUGAAGGAGAAGGAGGAGAUGGAGACAGUUGAGGUGAACGAGCUCCAACCUCCCGGGCCCCAGCAUCGCAACCGCACCACCUUCACCCUGGAGCAGUGCAGAGCCUUAGAGCAAGAAUUCACACGGAGCCACUAUGCAGACACGUUCACCAGGGAAAAACUGGCAUCUGAGAUCCAACUUCCAGAGGACACCAUCAAGGUGUGGUUCUCAAACAGAAGAGCAAAAUGGAGGAGGGAAGCCAAAUAUAAGAGCAGUGUCCACGGAGCACAUACUUCAUUUCUGAUGAACCAAAAGAACAAAGAUUUCCCUUCAGUGAAUUCGAUGACAACAUCCAACUCUAUGACUCAACAGACUCACUGGAGGCAGAGGGAGAGUUUGGGAGUACAGUUUGACACUUCAUGCUCAGAAAUCUCCCAGAGAUAUGGUCCAGCUACUACAAUAGAGAGAGGUAUAGGAGGAACAGAAGUGUUGGGCUAUAGAGGCAUCUCCAUUCAGCUUCCAUCCUCAUCAUCUCAAUACUCAGGCAGCACCACGUUCCCAUUGGUCCAUCCCCAGGACGAGAGGACUCCAUUGGCUCACCAUGCAGAGAGAUUCCUUUUCCCAUUGGCUCAUCAUUACACAGACGUGAGGACAGUCUUCCCGUUGGCUCAUCAGACUGAGAGGAUGGGACAUUCACUGAACUAUCAUUGGGAUGAUGGGUCAGAUUUCCCAUUGGCUCAUCACCAAACAGAUGAAAGGUUUCUAUUGGCUCAUCACAGGGAGAGGACUGGUGGUCCAUCGCUUAUUUGACAGAAUGUGUCUCCCCUUUUCUCGCAUCAGUGAAUGUCAGAGCCAAACAUUCACACACACACACUCACACUCUCUCACACACACACACACACACACCUCUAUGGCUCUGCUGAUUCCUACUGGGCAGGGUAUGCAACAGAGUCAGUACAGAGACAUUCUAAUCGUGACCUAAUGUGUUUAAAAUUACAUUUCUACAGGCUAUUGCAACAUAUCUCAGUGAAAUUGAUGAGUUUUUCUGUUUUGAAAAGUAUUUUCAGUAAUAAAA
This is a messenger RNA of Salmo salar (Atlantic salmon), 1780 nucleotides long. NCBI's taxonomy places the organism in Eukaryota, Metazoa, Chordata, Actinopteri, Salmoniformes, Salmonidae. The record is from RefSeq and is a predicted model, not a curated record.